Messenger RNA from Seriola dumerili (greater amberjack), 1245 nucleotides. It is a transcript of the gene chst11, whose product is annotated as carbohydrate sulfotransferase 11. Lineage: Eukaryota; Metazoa; Chordata; Actinopteri; Carangiformes; Carangidae. Gene Ontology annotation, cellular component: membrane. Gene Ontology annotation, biological process: proteoglycan biosynthetic process; carbohydrate biosynthetic process. The record is from RefSeq and is a predicted model, not a curated record. The coding region runs from base 1 to 1059 and encodes 352 amino acids. The transcript is spliced from 4 exons. Gene Ontology annotation, molecular function: sulfotransferase activity.
AUGAAACAGACUCUGAGCGAACUGUUGAGGAUGAGUAGGAUUUGCCGGAUGGUUUUUGCCACUUGUUUGGGAUCCUUUAUUCUGGUCAUCUUUUAUUUCCAAAGUAUGUUCCAACCAGUCAUGCGGAGGAACCCCUUCAUGGUGGACGGCUGCUGUAGGAAAGGGUCCCGCAACGCCCUGCAGGAGCUCUACAACCCCACACAGCUGGAGUUGUCAGGAGCGGCCGUCCUCCACCAGGCCAGGAGGGAUCAGGUAGUGGACUCCUGUCGAGUCUACAGUGCUUCCAGCCGUAAGCGACGAGUCCUGACACCCGGAGACCUGAAACACCUCGUGGUUGACGAGGACCAUGAGCUCAUCUACUGCUAUGUCCCCAAGGUGGCUUGCACCAACUGGAAACGUGUCAUGAUGGUGCUGACAGGUCGGGGCAAAUACAGUGACCCAAUGGAAAUCCCUUCCAAUGAAGCCCAUGUUCCAUCCAACCUGAAGACCCUGAACCAGUAUAGCAUUGCUGAGAUCAACCACCGCCUCAAGAACUACUUCAAGUUCCUCUUUGUCCGUGAGCCAUUCGAGAGGCUGGUUUCUGCAUACCGCAACAAGUUCACUCUCAAGUACAACUCAUCCUUCCACAAGCGCUUUGGCACCCGUAUAGUCCGGCGCUACCGCAAGAAUGCCACACAGGACGCCCUUGUCAAUGGUGCUGAUGUCAAAUUCAAGGAAUUCACUGAGUACCUGGUGGACCCGGCCACGCAGCGCGAUGGCCCACUCAACGAGCACUGGCAGACCGUCUACCAGCUUUGCCACCCAUGUCACAUCCACUAUGACCUGGUGGGCAAGUAUGAAACACUGGAGGAGGAUGCAAACUAUGUGUUACGGCUGGUGGGUGUCGGCAACUCCCUGCGCUUCCCGAGCUACGCCAAGUCCACUCGUACCACAGAUACCAUGACGGCCCAGUUCUUCAGCAAUAUCAGCACCCAACAGCAGAUCCAACUCUACCAGCUUUACAAGUUGGACUUCCUCAUGUUCAACUACUCCACACCCAGCUACCUCCGGCUGGACUAAUGGAGGACAGAGCUGGGACUCUGAGAAUGGCUGCCUUGUUUAAGAAGAGGCAACAAAAUCAGUAAAGGGCAAAAUUUUUUGGAAGCAAACUUGAUUUAAAAAACUGUCAUCAUACCUUUCAGGUGUGGGGUUUGAAAUAAACAUAAACAGAUGCUGAAAGAAAGAAAAAUAAUGCGUGCUUGUCUG